Messenger RNA from Micropterus salmoides (largemouth bass), 2500 nucleotides. RefSeq names its product magnesium transporter MRS2 homolog, mitochondrial-like. Gene Ontology annotation, biological process: mitochondrial magnesium ion transmembrane transport. NCBI's taxonomy places the organism in Eukaryota, Metazoa, Chordata, Actinopteri, Centrarchiformes, Centrarchidae. Bases 550 to 2016 code for a protein of 488 amino acids. Gene Ontology annotation, molecular function: magnesium ion transmembrane transporter activity. Gene Ontology annotation, cellular component: mitochondrial inner membrane. The transcript is spliced from 12 exons. The record is from RefSeq and is a predicted model, not a curated record.
CGGCGCAGCGCUCUUGCCCCUGUCCUCCUCCUGUUUGCUAGUUCCUUCAUGCUAACCCGGACACCUGUGUAGUUUUCGGACUUAAACAGAGCAUAAUGUGUUGAUUCGGAAAAGUCUGUAGUUAGCGGUAGGUAACUGACUUGUGUUACUUGUGACUUUGUUUACUGUCACUGCGAAUUUUAAACGUAAAUUUACUGAGAGCUCAAGCUGCCCCCGAUGCUAAGUUAACUAGCAUAACAUGCACAGAAAGUUAGUAAGUAAUAUUAGCCGAGCUGUAAGUUAUUUGAGGCUACGUUAACCAGUAUUUGUGUAGUGUUAAGUGGUUAUAAUAUUUUCAUUCGUGUUGUACCUGCGGAUCUGGACUGUCUCAGUAACCUCGAGGGCACUGAGAGGCCACCAAUGACAUGACCCAAGGAUUAAACACAAUUUCAUCUGUCAUUUCUUAUGGAGGCAACGUCUUGCCUUCCUUUUAUCCACCUGCUGUUGUAUGUGUUAUGAUCUCCGUGCUACUGCAGUGGUAAAAAUCCGCCCUCCAAACCUAAACCCAGUAUGGCAGUCUGUGUGAGGGCUGUGUGUUGUGGUGGUGUGGAGGUGACACUACACAGGCUGCUGCUGGCUGGAUGUAUGAACUGCUCUGGGAUGUAUCAGCCAUUUGGUGGGAACGUUUAUCCAAAGCGCCUUUUCAGUUGUCUUAGUCCCUUUGUCUCCACGAUGGGUGGGACUCGAACCCUCCUCCUCUGUAGUGCUCGUAGAGUGCGCUACCCACUGAAGUACACUGUUCCACCUGGAAAUAGAAACGUGGGAUUGUACAGCAGGAGCCACAGUGAUGCUGAUUCAAAUGCUCUCUGCAGUCAAACACUGCCUGUGUCCAGAUGUCAACCCAGAACAUCUCAUGCUACAGCGGUGAGGAAGGAGAACCUGCUGCAAGGAGGUGCAACAUGGCCCGUGUCCUUCAUCCGCAACAAAGUGACAGACGCCCCUGUUUCCAGUGUGCCUUCGAGUUUUGUGGUGAUGAAGUUUGACCAAGAGGGGAAUGUGACAUCAUUUGAGAAGAAGAAAACAGAGCUUUGCCAGGAGUUAAGUCUUCAGGCCAGAGACCUUCGCUUUCAGCACAGUACCAGCCUAACUACUAGAAAUAACUGCAUUAUCAUACGAAUGGAGUAUUUGAAAGCCAUCGUGACCCCUCAGUCCCUGUUGGUGUUGGAUUUCCGUGGCUUUGGAUUGGAACGUUGGUUGGUACUGGACCUGGCCCCUCAGCUAGCAUCACAGACGCACACCCUGCCCUUCGAGUUCAGAGCACUGGAGGCCAUACUGCAACACAAAGUAAACACUCUACAAGCUCAGCUGAAUGAUGUCGAGCCAGUAAUAUUGGACACAUUGGAAUCCCUAGUGGAUCCUAAAAUCCUUUCUGCUGAUAGAAGUAAACUACAUGUACUGCUGCAGAACAGCAAGAGCUUAUCAGAGUUGGAGACGGACAUAAAGGUUUUUAAGGAAUCCUUGCUGAAAAUUUUGGAUGAGGACGAGCUCAUGGAAGAACUCUGUCUGACGAAGUGGACGGACCCAAGAGUUUUUGAGGAGAGCAGUUUGGGUAUUGACCACGCUGAGGAGAUGGAACUGUUACUGGAAAAUUACUAUAUGCAGGCUGAGGAGCUGGGGAACAAGACCAGGGAGCUGAAAGGGCUGAUAGACGACUCUGAAAGUGUCAUUUUCAUUAAUCUGGACAGCCAUCGUAACGUGAUGAUGCGCCUGAAUCUGCAGCUGACGAUGGGUUCCUUCUCCCUUUCCUUGUUUGGUCUGAUAGGGGUGGCCUUUGGAAUGAAUUUGACGUCGUGUUUCGAAGAGGACCCUCGUGUUUUCUGGCUGGUAACAGGCUUCAUGUUCUUGGGCAGCGGGCUGAUAUGGAGACGACUGCUGUCAUUCUUGGGACGACAUCUAGAGCCUUCAGUACCCCCGCUAAUCCCUCCAGUUUGGAAGAGAAGCAUCAAAGCAUCAGACAUCAAGGCGGGAGUCAGAUGAAACUAUACAUCUGCUCUGUAAAAAGCCACAGACCUACAGACUCUCUCUUCAGCUUUAAAAACGAUUGAUUUACCACACUGGACAUCCUGAAUUCUGUAUUUAGGUGGGAAAAACACCUCAUUGUUUUACUCCCCCAUGCUUACAGUAGAGGCUGAGACUGCAUCCAAAUGUCUGGAGACAACAAUGUGUUAUGUGUUCUUCUGUGUCCCCGUCAUUUCUUCUACUGUGUUGGUGGAUAAAACAUGUGGGCACAGAGUACUGCUCUGUCAUCACUGAUUUUCAAGCAGUGGAUGGAUAUAUGGGCGAGUGAAACAGAUAUCCCUAAUAAUAUGAUAAACACCUUACAUGCAGUUAUGUUCCCUCAUUUCAUAGGUUAAAAAAGUGUGUUUAAAGGAUUACAUCAUAUUAAUUUGAUUUAAAUAAAUGUGAACCAAAUUAAGUCUAUUGUUAAGGUUUAUGACACGUUAUUUCCUCUAUCACCAGU